Caenorhabditis angaria is the source of this 512-nucleotide messenger RNA. The record is from the annotation of a GenBank genome assembly. Lineage: Eukaryota; Metazoa; Nematoda; Chromadorea; Rhabditida; Rhabditidae.
AUGGGCAACGUCUUAUCCAAAUCUGAAACAACCCAAGAAAACGCAGAAGCAUCACCAGAAUCAAAUGUCACAAUGAAACAGGUAAAGAGAUUGAAGGGGGAUACGUUCUUCAAAUUCAAAUAAAUUAUGUAUCAUAUAACCUGAUUUAGCCUAUUUCAACGCCCUGACCGGAGAGUGUCCCGCUAGAUUUCAUAAAUAAAUUGUGUUUCUAAUGUCCCCCUUUUCAGAUGAGCAACGUUUCAUCCAAAUCUGAAUCAACUCAAAGGAAAGCAGACGCUACAAUAAAGUCAAACCUAAACGCUACCAUCAAUAAAGAGCUUGAAUCCAGAGCCGGACUAUUUCUUGGAGGAUCAAAAUCUAAACCUAAACCUAAACUAGAUGAACAAAAUUAUUCAAAGCAAGAUCUGGAGGCGAUUGAGUUUGUCAAGUCUUAUAUCACCAGUAAUUUCAAAAAUGUUGAGCUUCUCGAUGGAAAAUGUGGAAAACGUGUUUUUAUAAGAAGAAAAAAAUAA